Messenger RNA from Bicyclus anynana (squinting bush brown), 2245 nucleotides. RefSeq lists its product as uncharacterized. The transcript is spliced from 2 exons. The record is from RefSeq and is a predicted model, not a curated record. Lineage: Eukaryota; Metazoa; Arthropoda; Insecta; Lepidoptera; Nymphalidae. Bases 248 to 1624 code for a protein of 458 amino acids.
UUUGGUAAUUGUAACCAUAAAUCGAUAAUAAUGGUUGAGAUCAUGCAUUAUUUGUUGAGUACCUACCUGUAUACCAACCAACAGUAGGUGGGUAUUUUGGUAUCCUAUGAAUAAUAAAAAAAAGGUUACAAUAGCUUUUCAUCCCAUCCUAAAUCUACCUAUAUUAUAUCUUACUACGUAAGAAAUAAAGCUUCAGUUACGUGCAAUUUAGGAUCAAUCAUCUAUUAUUGGAUAAUUCACCGAUAAGAUGACUGCAACCAUAUCCUAUCCGCAUGGGAAGCCCGAGAUGCUAGAUCAGAUACACCGAGCCGCCAAGAUGGAUACUAGUGUUGAGAACGGAAAGCAAAUAAUAGAAAUCAAAGAAAUUUUAACCUUUGAUGAAGUAAAUUUCAUAGUGAAACAGACCACAGAUCGUGAAUUUGAAAUCAUAGAUUACCCCGCUCGGUCAGCUAGUGACGAUGGUAUAAAAGGCUUUGUCGGAGACCACUUCAGGAUGACGAUUAAUGUGAAAGAAAACGAUAGCUUUCGGAAGAUACAUUUAUUUAUAAAGACUUUGCCGCUGGUGAAUAAGCCGAAAGCAGAUUGUAUUAUAGAAAACAAAUUUUUCAAGAGAGAGGCUUUGAUGUUUCAGUUGUUCGAAGAGAUGCAGCAGAUGGGCGGUCAGAAUUCCUGGUACAGAAAAGCUUUCAUUCACAACGACAAGCUGUUAGUGAUGCCUGACCUUUGCGUGCAAGGUUAUCAGACGUAUCCCGUGCAACGCUAUCUCGAUAGAGAGCACACUUUGGAGACUGUUGCGACUGUCGCAAAGUUUCACGCAGCGGUUGCCAACUAUUUCUCACAAAAGAAAUUUGAAGAUCCUGGAUAUAAUUUUAUGGAUAUUUAUGGUAAUAUUGUGAACGAGCCACCGAUGGCUUUUUGUGACUCGGCUUGGAUACGAGCCGCUGCAAAACUUAGUAACAAUUUGCUCAGGGAAUUUUCCUUUAAAUGGCACCAGUUUGCAGAAUUUUCAGGUGACUUGGAAGAAACGUUAUAUAAGCUUUAUGUCCAAGGUUGCAACGCGCUAAAAGAAUAUGAAAAUACCCUAAAUGUUAUCAUUCAUAAAGAUUUAUGGACAAACAAUAUACUGUUCAAAUACAAGAAUGAUGAGGUAUCCACGGCCGUGCUGCUAGAUUUUCAAUGUAUUCGCUAUGCUCCACCUGCAUUUGACAUUAUGUCAUUCCUGUACUUGAAUACGUCGAGAGACUUUCGUGAUCGAUACGAAAAUGAAGUACUGCAGCACUACUUCUCAGUAUUCAAAGAUAAUUUGAACGAGCUCACGAAAAAUAGGUUGCAAGAUUUAGGAUAUGACGAGGAAACAUUUGAAGAAUGGUGCGAGAAGGCGCGGUUAUUUGGCAUGUUGCUACCGAUUGGGAUAUUCCCGUACAUUUUAAUGGAUCCAAAAGUCGCCCAGAAAGCGUUCGAUGAUCCCGACACAUACGUGGAGUAUUUAGAAGUGGAUAGAUCGGCUCCCGUCAUAUCACACGCUAGAGAAAACGCUCUGUACCGGAACAGACAGCUGGAGGUGUGCGAAAAAUUCGUGGAAACGUUUGUAAUUGGAAAUGUUACCAAAGCUGAGAUCAUGUAAAACUAAAUUUCAAUUAGAUGUUCAUUGUUUGUUAUAAAUAUAAAAAUCUUUAAAAUGUGCGGUCACUCGUUUUCAGUUGUGAGAAGGACCUCAUGGUCGCCCCGAGCGAGACCAUCUGUUCGCCCCAAAUUAGCCUCGGACAUGUCACGGCUCGCAGACAGACUCCAUAUCGGGCGGCGGCUAGCAAGUCUCGCAUUUAGGCUAUCUCACGUUGAUAUUUACUUAUCGAGAUUGACAUCUUAUUUUUAGGGCCCGAGUCACCUUUGAUGUAUUUACUUGGUUGAUAUUUUAUAGGUAACCGUUCAUUCGUUAUUAAAUGGAAUUAGUUUAUUUAUUUUUUCUGGAAUGUAAUAAAAAUAAAGUAGGAGAAGAUUUGUAUGAAUUUUUCAUAAUAUUCAUAUCUACAUCAAUUCGACAAGCAUGCACAGCUCUAAUGCAAAGCUAGUGGCUUGUGCUGAUCUCGUCCACAAGUUUAGGAGAUAUGAAACUCUCUAUGAAAGGAAAGCCAGGAGGGUCUCAUCAAAUUAAUUUACAUUCUUUAGUCUUAGGAAUAUUUUUUGCGAAUUGGAUACCACAUUAUGUUAUUUUUAUUGUAAUUGUAAAUAAAACUAAAAAUAUUAA